AUUGACUGCAUGCGAAUGUAUGCACAUACGUGUAAGAGGCAACUACAAAAUACGGAUUUUGCGGCAACUCAACAGGUGCAGCGACCAUGGGAGAAGUCAAGGACUGGCGUCCGUUUGUUUACGGCGGCGUAGCAUCUAUUACAGCUGAAUUUGGAACUUUUCCAAUCGAUACAACAAAGACACGCCUCCAGAUCCAGGGUCAGAAAAUCGACCAAUCGUUUUCGCAACUGCGGUACCGCGGCAUGACAGAUGCAUUCAUGAAGAUCUCAAAGGAGGAAGGGCUGCGUGCAUUGUACUCUGGUAUUUGGCCGGCGGUACUACGUCAGGCAACCUACGGAACAAUCAAAUUUGGCACAUACUAUACCCUUAAAAAGCUGGCAAACGAGCGUGGAUUAUUAACAAAUGCGGACGGAAGCGAACGCGUAUGGAGCAACAUCAUGUGCGCAGCUGCAGCUGGCGCCAUAUCAUCUGCCAUCGCGAACCCCACAGAUGUGCUGAAGGUACGCAUGCAAGUGCAUGGGAAAGGCACACAGCAGCAUGGCCUACUUGGUUGCUUUAAUGAAAUCUAUAAAUACGAAGGUGUGCGCGGCUUAUGGCGGGGUGUGGGACCCACGGCCCAGCGAGCAGUCGUCAUUGCCUCUGUCGAAUUACCUGUCUACGAUUUUUGCAAGCUGCAGCUAAUGAGCGCUUUCGGCGAUCAUAUGGCAAAUCAUUUUAUCUCGAGUUUCAUAGCGAGCUUGGGCAGCGCCAUUGCUUCAACACCUAUUGACGUAAUAAGGACGCGAUUGAUGAACCAACGACAUGUCACUGUACUAAACGGCAUGGUUACUACAGCAACAACACAGAGGCUCUAUAACGGCAGCCUUGACUGUGCGGUGCAGACAAUUCGCAAUGAAGGUUUGCUAGCGCUCUACAAAGGCUUUAUACCCACUUGGGUGCGCAUGGGCCCGUGGAACAUAAUUUUCUUCAUCACGUACGAGCAACUGAAAAAAUAUUAGUACCACCAUGGUUAAUAGUUAUGCUCAGGCAUUGAAAAAUAAGUACAAGCUGCAAUUAGCAUUAGCCUUGGCUAGCAUUCAAACCAAAAAAAAAAUUAGCUUAGUGUACAAACACACCAGUUUUUUUAAACUGGGCUUCUCAUUAAACAAUGUGUAGUGGUAUAUGUACAGUGAAUCAAUAAAGUCUUGGCACAAGCAGAAUUUUUUAUGAAAAA
Scaptodrosophila lebanonensis is the source of this 1213-nucleotide messenger RNA. RefSeq names its product mitochondrial uncoupling protein Bmcp (gene Bmcp). The record is from RefSeq and is a predicted model, not a curated record. Lineage: Eukaryota; Metazoa; Arthropoda; Insecta; Diptera; Drosophilidae. Gene Ontology annotation, biological process: transmembrane transport. The transcript is spliced from 6 exons. Bases 87 to 998 code for a protein of 303 amino acids.